Dromaius novaehollandiae (emu) is the source of this 1822-nucleotide messenger RNA. Its product is annotated as RNA-binding protein Nova-2-like. Gene Ontology annotation, cellular component: cytoplasm; nucleus. Gene Ontology annotation, biological process: regulation of alternative mRNA splicing, via spliceosome; mRNA splicing, via spliceosome. The record is from RefSeq and is a predicted model, not a curated record. Bases 23 to 1474 code for a protein of 483 amino acids. The transcript is spliced from 4 exons. NCBI's taxonomy places the organism in Eukaryota, Metazoa, Chordata, Aves, Casuariiformes, Dromaiidae. Gene Ontology annotation, molecular function: mRNA binding.
CCGGCAGGCCCCGCCCCCGGCGAUGGCAGGCGGCUCGGCGCAGCACAACGGCCCCUUCCCGGCGCUGCCGCCGCCGCUGCCGCCGCACAUGGACCCCGACCCGCCCGACUCCCGCAAGCGCCCGCUCGAGACCCCCCCCGAGGCCUCCAGCACCAAGCGCUCCAACACCGGCGAGGAGGGCGAGUACUUCCUGAAGGUGCUGGUGCCGGGCGCGGCGGCCGGCUCGCUCAUCGGCCGCGGCGGCCAGACCAUCGUGCAGCUCCAGAAGGACACCGGCGCCACCAUCAAGCUCUCCAAGUCCAAGGACUUCUACCCCGGCACCACGGAGCGCGUGUGCCUGGUGCAGGGCACGGCCGAGGCCCUCAACGCCGUGCACAGCUUCAUCGCCGAGAAGGUGCGCGAGAGCCCCCCGGCCGCCGCCAAGGCCGAGGCCGCCGGCGCCCUCCAGCCCCAGACCACCGUCAACCCCGACCGCGCCAAGCAGGCCAAGCUCAUCGUGCCCAACAGCACGGCGGGGCUCAUCAUCGGCAAGGGGGGGGCCACGGUGAAGGCCAUCAUGGAGCAGUCGGGCGCCUGGGUGCAGCUGAGCCAGAAGCCCGAGGGCCUCAACCUGCAGGAGCGGGUGGUGACGGUGAGCGGCGAGCCGGCGCAGCUGCUCAAGGCCGUGCACACCAUCGUCCACAAGAUCCAGGAGGACCCGCAGAGCAGCAGCUGCCUCAACAUCAGCUACGCCAACGUCGCCGGCCCCGUGGCCAACUCCAACCCCACCGGCUCGCCCUACGCCAGCGCCGCCGAGGCCCUGCCGCCCGCCGCCGGAUUGCUGGGGCCCGCCGGGCUGGGCGGCGCGGGCGCCUUCGCCGGCGCCUUGCCCGGCUUCUCGGGCGGCGACCUCUUGGCCAUCAGCGCCGCGCUGAACACCUUGGCCGGCUACGGCUACAGCCCGGCGGCCCUGGGGCUCGGCCUCAACUCGGCGGCCGCCUCGGGCGUCUUGGCGGCCGUGGCGGCCGGCGCCAACCCGGCGGCCGCCGCCGCCGCCAACUUGCUGGCGUCCUACGCGAACGAUGCCGCCGCCGCCGCCGCCGCCGCCGCCGCCGCCGCCCCGGCCUUCGCCCUGGGCUCGUUGGCCGCCGGGGCCAACGGCUACCUGGGCGCGACGUCCCCGCUGGUGGCCGGCUCCUUCCUGGCGCCCGAGAAGCUGGCGGAGAGCGCGAAGGAGCUGGUGGAGAUCGCCGUGCCGGAGAACCUGGUGGGCGCCAUCCUGGGCAAGGGCGGCAAGACGCUGGUGGAGUACCAGGAGCUCACGGGCGCCCGCAUCCAGAUCUCCAAGAAGGGCGAGUUCAUCCCCGGCACCCGCAACCGCAGAGUGACCAUCACGGGCCCGCCGGCCGCCACGCAGGCCGCCCAGUACCUCAUCAGCCAGCGGGUCACCUACGAGCAGGGCGUGCGGGCCACCAACCCCCCCAAAGUGGGCUAAGGGCGGCGUGGCCGCGGCGCCCGGGGUGUCCCGCGGGCACGGCGGCGUCGCCGGAGGACCCGUGGGUGCUUAACGGGCACGGCUCCGGCGCCUGGGGUGGCCGAGGGACACGGGGGUGGCCGAGGGGCAUGUCCCCGUCACCUGGGGUGGCCAACAGGCUUGGUGGCACCACCGAAGGACCCUUGGGUGACUGAAGACAUGGCUCCGGUGCCCCAAGAUGGCCAAUGGGUGCUGGGGUGGCAUCACCUGGGUACCCAAGGUGGCCGAGGGGCAUGGCCCUGUCACCCGGGGUGUCCCACGGGCUUGGUGGCACCACCGAAGGACCCUUGGGUGACUGAAGACAUGGCU